GAGAGAUCUCGAGCUCCGUUAUCGAUUUGUUUGAGGCCAGUCGACUUGUGAGAGUUUGCGCUCCUAUGGUUCGUCAUUCCAAGUUGGUCCCUUUCAUCCUGCUAUACAAACUAAUCAAAUUUUCAAUGCUGUACAUGUUCAUCUAGACUGCCAUUCAGGACUCUAGUCAGAAAAUAUGCAUGCGAUUUGACAUACACACCGAUGAUCGUCUCAAAAUCAUUCAUCGAGUCUCCAAAAGCAAGAGAUGCCGAAUUCACAACCAAUCAAGAAGAUCGUCCAAUCGUAGUCCAGUUUGCAGCCAGCAGUGCCAAAGAGUUGGCCGAUGCAGCCGAACUCGUUGCACCAUUCGCUGAUGCUGUUGACCUCAACUGUGGGUGUCCACAAAGAUGGGCUAUGCACGAGGGAUAUGGAGCUCAUUUGAUUCAACAGCCAGAGCUCGUUAGAGACAUGGUACAUCAGACAAGCAACCGAACAAAUCUACCGGUUACCAUCAAGAUCCGAAUUCAUAACGAUUUGAAGAAGACUGUACAGUUUGUUCAGACAGCUGAGCAUGCUGGAGUGUCAUGGAUCACUGUUCAUGGCCGCACACGAUCGCAGAGACACCAUCCAGUGAACUACAAUGCAAUCAAGCUGGUGAAGGAGAACAUGUCCGUGCCAGUUGUAGCAAACGGAGACAUAAAGUCAACCGAGGAUGCAGACAGGGUGGCAAGAAUGACAGGAGUUGAUGGCGUAAUGGCAGCUCGUGGAAUACUUCAAAACCCUGCAAUGUAUGCUGGUUUUGACACUACACCACAAGAGUGUAUCCAUAACUGGGUGGAAAUAGCGAUGAAAUUGGGCGUCCCAUUUACCCCUUUCCAUCAGCAUCUCAUGUACAUGCUGGAGAAACUUCACAGCAAGCAGGAGAAACAAAUCUUCAAUUCACUGUCGUCGUCGGCUGCUGUGCUGGACUAUCUGUGUGAGCACCACGGGCUGUAAGGGCCUGGAUAUCACAUACAGGACUUUGGCACAGCAACAGUGAAGAAAACUCACAAAGUCCAGAAACGUUGGAUACCCGUGUUGCGAUACAUGACCAUGUUGGUGACAUACGAAGGUAACAAUGUCAUGGGACUGCU
This is a messenger RNA of Corticium candelabrum, 1112 nucleotides long. RefSeq names its product tRNA-dihydrouridine(20a/20b) synthase [NAD(P)+]-like. The record is from RefSeq and is a predicted model, not a curated record. Bases 202 to 975 code for a protein of 257 amino acids. NCBI's taxonomy places the organism in Eukaryota, Metazoa, Porifera, Homoscleromorpha, Homosclerophorida, Plakinidae. Gene Ontology annotation, biological process: tRNA processing. Gene Ontology annotation, molecular function: tRNA dihydrouridine synthase activity; flavin adenine dinucleotide binding. The transcript has 10 exons.